Messenger RNA from Carassius auratus (goldfish), 3189 nucleotides. Its product is annotated as protein disulfide-isomerase. Gene Ontology annotation, biological process: protein folding; response to endoplasmic reticulum stress. Gene Ontology annotation, cellular component: endoplasmic reticulum. The record is from RefSeq and is a predicted model, not a curated record. Bases 300 to 1826 code for a protein of 508 amino acids. NCBI's taxonomy places the organism in Eukaryota, Metazoa, Chordata, Actinopteri, Cypriniformes, Cyprinidae. The transcript is spliced from 11 exons.
UUUGGGUGAACUAUCCCUUUAAUGAACAGCGACCAUAAAUUUGUCUAGGAAACUGUUCGAGCUUACAGUGUUAAUGGAGUUCAAGCUGCACCUUUUUCUGUGUGGACUACAGAGAUUUGUGCACAAAGCACAAGAAGCUAUUGUUCUCUGAGUCACCCUCAGACUAUUAGACUUGUAUCUCUCUUCGUAUUGGCUACAAACGGUCCAUUGCCAAAGUACACACUGAUAUCACCUGUACACUCCACACGCCUUUCACGCAAUCAAAGGUCGGAGAGUCUGUUCCAGCUUCUGAAGGCAGUAUGAAGGUGUACAUUACGCUCUGCCUGAGCGUGUAUUUAUGCAAAGCUCUGGUGGAGAGUGACCCUGAUGCAAUCCUCGAGGACAAAGAUGUUCUAGUGCUGACAAAAAGCAAUUUCGAAUGGGCUCUUAAACAGCACAAGCAGCUAUUGGUCCAUUUCUAUGCGCCUGUUUCCGGCCAGUCCCUUGGCUCCAUCCUUGAGUUUAGAGAAGCAGCCGGUGCGCUGAAGCAAGCAGAGUCUGAAGUGAGACUGGGAGGAGUGGAUGUGAAAAAGGAAAAAGAUCUUGCUGCCUCCCUUAAUGUCACAGCAAUACCAUCACUACGGCUGUACCUGUCUGGAAACAAGAAUAAUCCAGUGUACUGUCCAGAUCUUAAGAGCUCUGCCACAAUCCUGACAUGGCUUAAAAGAAGAAAAGGGCUGAGCGCUGAUAUCAUCAGUAAUCUCACACAGUUGGAAAAAUUCGUAGGAGAAGAGGAGCUUGUGGUGCUUGGUUUAUUUAAGGAUCUUGAGGAAGGUAUGGUGAAAGUGUUUUAUGAAACAGCCGCUGACAUCGCAGACCUGCCCUUUGGAGUCACAGGAAAUGAUGAGAUCUUCAGCAAGUAUGAGAUCAGUGGAGAUACCGUUCUCCUCAUCAGAAAGUCUAAACCUGACGAGCAGUUUGAGAUGGGAAGCGGCACGGUGAAGACAGAUCUUGUUCAGUUUAUCAGACUGUAUGAGAUGGAACUUGUGACCGAGUACAAUGGCGAGACAGCAUCCAAGAUCCUGAACUCAGUGGUGCUGAACCAUUUCCUUCUGUUUAUUAAUAAGACUGAGGAAGGAUUUGAAGAGAUAUACCUUGCUUUUAAAACCACUGCGGAAAAACUCAGAGGGAAGGUUCUGUUUGUGAUGAUUGAUGUGAUUGAGCCACGGAAUGGCCGUGUUAUGGAGUAUUUCCGUGUGAGAUCAGAAGAAGUGCCUCAGAUCCGUAUGGUCAAUUUAUCAGACCACGUUCAAUACCAGCUGCCAUCUGAUAAGUUUGACACACAGACUCUUUUAGAUUUCUGCCUAAAGUACCUGGAUGGGAAAGCAAAGCCUAAACUGCAGAGCGAGUCAAUUCCUGAAAACUGGGAUACACAGCCAGUGAAAGAGUUGGUCGGGAUGAACUUUGAAUUGGUGGCCUUCAACCAUAACAAAAAUGUCAUUGUCUUGUUCUAUGCACCUUGGAGCAGCGAAAGUCAUGCUCUGUUUCCAUUGUGGGAAGAGCUUGCUGAACACUUUCGUGAAAAUGAAGAUGUUGUUGUUGCCAAGAUUGAUGUUACUGCAAAUGAUGUAAACAUUCAUCUAAGGGAAAAAUACCCAUCCAUCAAAUUCUUUCCUGCUGUUUAUUCAGAAAGGGUUGUGCCAUAUUCUGGCAAGAGGAAGCUGAAGCCUAUUGUAACAUUUAUGAAAAAAGAGAUUGAAAAAGCCAAAACGGACAAAGCCAAGGAGGAGGAACGGAGGAAGAAAUAUCUGAAUGAACAGAAGGCUGCUGUGAAAGAGGAACUCUGAUCACUCACUGUAAUCACAAGAACUAAAGCAGUUUUAUUGAUUUCUUCAAAACUACCAUUAACUCUUUCCAAUAUAUUAUUUUUUUGUAAUCAUGAAUGUAACAAGUAGUAUUUUCCAUAUGUACAUGUGUGAAAUCAAGACGCUAUAUUUAUAGCGCUGGCUGGAUACCCACUGAUACCAUGUUUAGGAUAUUAUUUUUCUGUACAGCAUAAGCCACUACAAUCUACUUUUAAAAGACAAUUGACACACACACACACACUUAAUUUUCACUAGAGGGAGCCUCUGUUCCAAAGUGCUGCCUACACCCUAAACUGAUCAUUGCAACUUCAUAUUACCAUUAAAACAACUUGCAGGUCUCUGAGGGCUAUAUGUUGUAAUAUGAUCUUUUUCAAAGCACAUAUGGAUUCUAGUCAAGGAAUAUGACUGGUCAAAUUACUCUGUUCUUUAUCAAGAGCACUGAAAAACAUAUACACAAACAGACGUGGGAGUUUAACGUUUUUUGGUUUGAAUAUCGUUACACCACUAGUCAAUACAGCUAAAGAAACACAAAUUAUGUACCCACAGUAAGAGAAAAUUUUUCAUGUAGAAUGAUGACAGUUCAUUUGUUUAAUAAAACGACAACUGAAUGAGAACUCUGCCUAUAUAUACUCCCAUUACUCAAUCCAGAAAGAUCUUUUUAGCACCAGGUACUGUAAUUACAAAUAUCUCCUUAACUUAAACUCCUUAAAAAAAAGAAAAGAAAAAGAUGUGUUAUGACACAGACUUACAGCAUGAAGGAGGAACCUUUACCUGAUCCCAAAAAAUAAACCUAAAGUUACAGACUGUAUGUGAGAGAGAUUGCGGAACCUCUUUAAUAGAUCAGGUUCAGUAAACUCUAGAAUCCUUUAAUUGGGAAAACACUUAAAAACGUGAUAUACUAAUACUUGACAAGCACAUUGAUCUAAGCCGAGGCCAGCCUUUUUAGAUCUGAAAUUGCAACGUUUACAAAAAAACAUGCUGUAAUCUUGUCUGAUGUCAUGUUGGGAUUUUGUAUUUAGAACGACAAUACCAAAAUACCAAAGUUGGGUUUAAAUGUUUAAACCCAAGCCUGUUUGAUGAAAAAGAAGAUUUGUAAAUCAAUCAACCUCUUAGUGCACAUGCAUUACUACCUUAAAGGGUCAGUUCACCGAGAAAAAAAAAACUGGGCCUUAAAUUACUCACCCUCUUGUCAUCCUUGGUGUCUUUCAAACAAAUCCAGUUGGAGUAAAAAAAAAAAGGAAAAAAAAAGUGUUCGAUCUUUCAAACUGUUUAAUGGCAUUCGAAGGUGCAUCAGUCCUAAAUAAGUUAGAUAAAAAGCGCCCAUCCUUAGUAAAAAUUCUUACAU